UUCAGUCUUUCUCCAGGAUUAGUGUUCUGCCCACAGUAUUGUAACAUACCCUUUUUUUGUGAAAACUCUUAAUAGCUACAGCUAAUUUCUCUCUCUUUCUCUGGCCCCACUGCACACCUUGCUAAACUCUGCUGCCUAGAAAUGAUACCUCCUUCUCCAAAGACUUUUUAUUAUGAGUGAAUAUUUCUGAACUUGCCAGGAAUGCAUUUAGCAAAUGAAUUCUGGGGUUUUUUAUGUAUUCAGUAUAUACUGAAUAUCUUGUUGUUGGUGAAUUCAAAGUAGCACCUAUGGAGCUUUUAUUUGUUUUGUGCUUUUCUAUUACCAUUUUCUUCCUCAGAAACCAGAGGGGUCAAUCUGCAGAUGUAGCUGAAGAGGAAGAACAUUCAAUACCAUACGUGGUUGGUCUCAUCAAACACAAACAUUUAUUAUGUGCAGGAACAUUGAUCAAACAGAACUGGGUGUUAACAGCAGCCCAUUGCUUUCCGAGUGAAGAAACAUAUAUUGGUGUUGGAAGACAAGCCAUAACUAAAAAUGAAGGAAGAGAUUUUAUAAACAUUACCAAAAUCUUUUUCUAUCCAGGAUUUAAUCCAAAAACAUUUGAAAAUGAUAUUAUGCUUUUGAAGCUUCAUAUUAUGGCAACAAAGCUUAAAAUGAACGUCAUCCCACUUCCUAAGUCUACCCAUGAUAUCAAAGCAGGAACUUCCUGCAUCGUAAAAGGAUGGGGAACUAUUAGUAAAAGAAGGAGAUUUAAGAAAUUCCGUGCAGUUAACGUCACCAUCAUUGACAGAAAUAUCUGCAAUGAUAAGAAACAUUAUAAUUCUCAUCCUUUUGUGACAAUGAAGAUGGUAUGCGCUGGAGAGAAAAACAGCGAAAAGGAUUUAUGUGUGGGUGAUGACGGUGGGCCUUUGAUAUGCAGAGGGCAGCAAUUAGGUAUUGUUUCCUUUGUUAAAAAAUGUGACAAUCCCCAAUACCCUGGCAUCUAUACUCAGCUCACAGACACCUAUAUCUCCUGGAUAAAGACGAUCAUAGAUGAAAAUUCACACUGACUGAACAAUAUUUGAAGACGUUUUUCUGUUAGCUUGUGACUACUUAUUUAUCAAUUUUCCCAUCUCGGUUCCUGCAUUAUAGCUUCCCUUAUACAUAUGGAGAAGAGAGUGAUGGUAACACAUUCAAUGCUAGGUAUACCAGCUACAGACUCUGUACUGUAAAUGUUUGUGGUUGGUCCUGAAGCUCAGCCUCUCCAGACCAGUUUUAAUUUUCAGUCCAUUGGUACUAAAGUAGG
This is a messenger RNA of Crotalus tigris (Tiger rattlesnake), 1282 nucleotides long. RefSeq names its product granzyme A-like. Gene Ontology annotation, molecular function: serine-type endopeptidase activity. Bases 234 to 1046 code for a protein of 270 amino acids. The record is from RefSeq and is a predicted model, not a curated record. Gene Ontology annotation, biological process: proteolysis. NCBI's taxonomy places the organism in Eukaryota, Metazoa, Chordata, Lepidosauria, Squamata, Viperidae. The transcript has 5 exons.